This is a messenger RNA of Phascolarctos cinereus (koala), 2081 nucleotides long. It is a transcript of the gene P2RX3, whose product is annotated as purinergic receptor P2X 3. Gene Ontology annotation, cellular component: plasma membrane. Gene Ontology annotation, molecular function: purinergic nucleotide receptor activity; ATP binding; extracellularly ATP-gated monoatomic cation channel activity. Gene Ontology annotation, biological process: calcium ion transmembrane transport; response to ATP. The record is from RefSeq and is a predicted model, not a curated record. Lineage: Eukaryota; Metazoa; Chordata; Mammalia; Diprotodontia; Phascolarctidae.
UAUCAGUCUCUGAUUCGGGGCAGCUGCUUCUGAGCUUUCUCAGCAUGAACUGCGUCUCAGACUUCUUCACCUAUGAGACCACCAAGUCAGUGGUGGUAAAGAGCUGGACCAUUGGGGUCAUCAAUCGAGCUGUGCAGCUUCUCAUCAUCUCUUACUUUGUGGGGUGGGUGUUCUUACAUGAAAAAGCAUACCAGGUACGGGAUACAGCCAUUGAGUCUUCAGUGGUGACCAAGGUGAAGGGCUUUGGACACUAUGCCAACCGAGUCAUGGAUGUAUCUGACUACGUGACCCCACCCCAGGGGACCUCUGUCUUUGUCAUCAUUACCAAAUUGAUCAUCACUGAAAACCAGAGGCAAGGAUUCUGCCCAGAGAAUGAAGAGAAGUAUGCCUGUACCACAGACAGGGACUGCCGGGCCGAGAGUUUCACUGGUGGAGGCAUUCUCACUGGCCGCUGUGUGAACUAUAGCUCGAAGCUAAAAACCUGUGAAAUCCAAGGCUGGUGUCCUGUGGAGGUUGACACAGUGAAGAUGCCUGUCAUGAUGGAAGCCGAGAACUUCACCAUCUUCAUCAAGAACAGUAUCCGCUUCCCUCUCUUCGACUUUGAGAAGGGAAACUUGCUACCCAACCUCACCUCUGCAGACAUAAAGAAAUGCCAUUUCCACCCUGAAACUGCCCCCUUCUGUCCCAUCCUUCGGGUGGGCGACGUGGUCAAGUUUGCCGGACAAGAUUUUGCCAAGCUCGCCAACACUGGAGGAGUCCUGGGCAUCAAGAUUGGCUGGGUCUGUGACUUGGACAGGUCCUCAGAUCAGUGCAUCCCCAAAUAUUCCUUCACCCGGCUUGAUGGUAUCUCUGAGAAGAGCAGUGUCUCUCCUGGCUACAACUUCAGGUUUGCCAAGUACUUUAAGAUGGAGAAUGGCAGUGAGUAUCGGACACUCCUGAAGGCCUUUGGAAUCCGUUUUGAUGUACUUGUAUAUGGAAAUGCUGGCAAGUUUAACAUCAUACCCACCAUCAUCAGUUCUGUGGCAGCCUUUACCUCAGUGGGAGUGGGCACAGUCCUCUGCGACAUCAUCCUGCUUAACUUCCUAAAGGGUGCAGACCAAUACAAAGCCAAGAAGUUUGAAGAGGUGAAUGAAACAACUCUGCGAUCUGCCGCUUCUACCAACCCCAUGUAUCCCAGUGACCAGACCCUGGAGGGCAGAGAGGAAAAGCAAUCCACAGACUCUGGAGCCUUCUCCAUUGGUCACUAGGCCUCCUCACACCAGUUUAUCAUUAACCUCAUGCCCUAGGAAUCGAUACCUCAUAACAGUGGACCUUCCACUGGGGAGGAGGGGGAAAGGGGAAGAGGCUCACUUUAGGAGUGGCAAUAACCCAGACCCAGUUCCCAGACUUCCCAGUGUGCCAGCCAAUCGGCAGUGCUCCCUGCUAGGGCUGUGCACAAUCUCAUGGAGAGUUUGUUACCCUCCAAGGCUUCUUCCGUCAUACCACUCUUCCCAUCUCAGAAGCUGAAGUCUUUCUCAUGCCGCUGCCUGAGAACACCCUUGAUCCCCUUCCUCAUUGCAUAUACUCAUGUGUAAAAUAUCUCUUUGGUGUGAUUGUGAUAUUGUCUUCUGUGUAUCCACACUAAAUGAUUCCCUGCAUGUCAUGAAGGUUAUUAUGAGCUCAUUGUGAAAAGAAGCAAAGAAGAAAAACUGGUGCCCAAGGUGGACCCCUGGAACAAUAAUGAAGUUUGUUGACAUAUUCCCACCUUCUCUCUCAGGUCAUUCCCUUACUUUAGUUCCUCCUUAUUGUCUCCAGGAUAAAAAUAUAAACUCCUAAGUCUGGCAUUUAAGAAACAUUGCCUCCCUUCCCAGCUUUAUUUCAUAUUACUCCUUUUUACACACACUACAUUCCAGCCAAACCAGAAUAUUACCUAUUGCCUCCACUUGGCAUCUUGUCUCCUACCUCUGGUCCUUCAUACAGGCUGCCUUGUUUGUGUGGAAUACACUCACUCCUUAUCUCUGCCUCUCAAUGUUUUUGCUCUUCAAUGCUUAUCUUGGGUGACACCUCCACCAUUAAGCCUCCCUUGAUCCCCUUCCCCCCAA